UGAGUCGGGUCGCAUUUCUCGUCCUUUCUACGCAUCGACACGAUGCAUCAGCUCUGAUUAUCAACCAGAUCGGAAAGAGAGAGAGAGAGAGAGAGAGGUGCUGAAGCCAUGAUAUCGCAGUUCUUCGUGCUCUCGCAGAGAGGCGACAACAUCGUCUUCCGCGACUAUCGCAGUGAAGUACCAAAAGGGAGUGCGGAGAUAUUCUUUCGCAAUGUGAAGUUUUGGAAGGGAGAUGAAGGGGAAGAGGCGCCACCUGUCUUUAAUGUGGAUGGUGUCAACUAUAUGCAUGUGAAGGUUGCUGGAUUGCUGUUUGUUGCAACCACAAGAGUUAAUGUAUCACCUUCUCUGGUUUUGGAGCUACUGCAAAGGAUUGCGUGUGUCAUUAAGGAUUACCUUGGAGUUCUCAAUGAAGAUUCAUUACGGAAAAACUUUGUGCUCGUAUAUGAGUUGCUUGAUGAAGUCAUUGACUUUGGAUACCCACAAACAACAUCUACUGAGGUGUUGAAGUCUUAUGUAUUUAAUGAGCCAAUAGUGGUUGAUGCUGCACGUUUGCCACCCCUUGGUCCUGCUGCCAUGUUUAUGCAAGGAUCGAAAAGAAUGCCAGGGACCGCUGUUACAAAAUCUGUUGUAGCCAACGAGCCUGGAGGCAGGAAGAGAGAGGAAAUCUUUGUUGAUAUAAUUGAGAAAAUAAGCGUUACGUUCAGCUCUAGUGGUUACAUACUGACUUCCGAGAUUGAUGGGACCAUUCAAAUGAAAAGUUACCUCACUGGCAACCCAGAAAUCCGUCUAGCUCUUAACGAGGACCUGAGCAUUGGCAGAGGUGGAAGUUCUCUCUACGAUUAUCGUAGUUCAGCUGGAGCAGGGGCUGUUAUACUAGAUGAUUGUAAUUUUCAUGAAUCUGUCCAUCUUGACAGUUUUGACGUGGACCGAACAUUGACACUGGUACCUUCAGAUGGGGAAUUUUCUGUCAUGAACUAUCGUAUGACUCAGGAAUUCAAGCCUCCUUUCCGUGUUAAUGCAUUGAUUGAAGAAGCCGGAGCGUUCAAGGCAGAAGUGAUUCUUAAAGUACGUGCUGACUUCGCCCCAACUAUCACUGCAAACACAAUUGUAGUACAAAUUCCACUUCCUACAUUUACUACAAGGGUUAGUUUUGAGCUGGAACCUGGGGCAGUCGGAAACACAACUGAUUUCAAGGAAGCAAAUAAGAGACUUGAAUGGGGAUUAAAAAAGAUCGUUGGUGGAUCUGAACAUACUCUACGUGCAAAACUCACAUUCUCACAAGAAUCACAUGGAAACAUCACGAAAGAAGCUGGACCUGUAAGCAUGACUUUCACCAUACCAAUGUAUAAUGCUUCAAAGCUUCAGGUAAGAUACUUGCAAAUAGCAAAGAAAUCCAAGACACACAAUCCAUACCGAUGGGUGAGAUAUGUCACACAAGCAAAUUCGUAUGUUGCUAGGAUAUGAUGAAUUUCCAAUACCCUUUUUAUUGUUUCUGUUUAAUUCCAUCAGGAGAGUUAAAGAAACUCAUUUCUUGAGACACUGUAAGUGGUCCUUGUUGUAUGAAUUACAAUUUUAUCAGUUAAUCUAUGUUUUGAAAUGAUCGACUGGGAAAUUUGGAUAAA
Molecule: messenger RNA, 1622 nt
Organism: Magnolia sinica
Lineage: Eukaryota; Viridiplantae; Streptophyta; Magnoliopsida; Magnoliales; Magnoliaceae
Product: AP-4 complex subunit mu-like
Exons: 13
Coding region: 109-1464 (451 amino acids)
Biological process (GO): Golgi to lysosome transport; protein targeting
Cellular component (GO): cytoplasmic vesicle; trans-Golgi network; clathrin adaptor complex
Source: RefSeq, a predicted model, not a curated record